GGAAGGUGUUAAGAUAUACAUAUGCUAAGCAAAGUCCCUCUGAGGCAUAGCACAUUAGGCUUAAUAAUGGCGAAGGCCACUCCUUCAAAGGCUUUGGUUAUUAGAAUCAACUUGGUUUUUCUUGCUUUCUUUCUUGUUAUCUAUGCUGCCCUUCUUCUCCGGCCUUCUUCUUCAGUCUAUUUUGAGAAUGAAGCUUCCCUUGUUAGGUGCUCGUUGCACGAUUGCCAUCACAAGAUGGAAACCCGUGUUAAGAUGAAGGCAGUCUUGGAAGAGACUGCAAUCAAUACACCAAAGCCAAGAGGAAACAUGACUAAGAUUGAAGUGCCAAGCUUCAUGAAAAAUAUGGGUAAAGGAAUGAAGAUUGGAAUGGUCAAUAUGGACGAAGAUGAUGAUGUUAGCGACUGGAAAAAACAUGGGGAGACUAUACCUAUCCAUUUUGAAAGAGUCUCUGAAUAUUUUAAAUGGAAAGAUUUAUUUCCUGAAUGGAUUGAUGAAGAGGAAGAAAAUGAAGGCAUGUCAUGCCCAGAGAUACCAAUGCCAGAUUUUAAAGCAUACGAUAAUAUGGACAUAAUAGUGGCCAAAUUGCCAUGCAAGUACCCUCAGGAAUUGUGGAAUAGAGAAGUGUUUAGGCUUCAAGUUCAUCUUAUAGCAGCAAACUUGGCAGUCAAGAAAGGGAGGGGGGAUUGGAGUUGGAAGACUAAAGUUUUAUUUUGGAGCAGGUGCAGGCCAAUGCUGGAGCUGUUUCGAUGCAAUGACUUGGUGAGACAGGAAGGUGAUUGGUGGCUCUACGAGCCAGAGAUGUGGAGGCUGGAACAGAAGGUUUCAUUGCCAAUUGGGUCUUGCAAGCUGGCUUUGCCUCUCUGGGCAGAAGGUAUCGAUGAAGUCUACGAUCUGUCAAAGAUACAGAGCACUGCAAGAAGAACGAGACGAGAAGCCUAUGCCACGGUUCUCCAUUCCUCGGAAUCCUACGUUUGUGGAGCCAUAGCCCUCGCCCAAAGCCUCCGCCAAACAGGCACAAAGCGCGACCUUAUCCUUCUCCUCGACAAAUCCAUUUCCCAACCCAAACGUGAAGCCCUCGCCGCCGCCGGCUGGAAGAUCCGACUCAUCAAAAGAAUCCGGAACCCUCGAGCCGAGAAGCACUCAUACAACGAGUACAACUACAGCAAGUUCAGGCUAUGGCAGCUCACGGAUUACGACAAGAUCAUUUUCAUAGAUUCAGACAUCCUCGUUUUACGUAAUCUUGAUAUCCUCUUCCACUUCCCUGAAAUGACUGCCACAGGAAAUGAUAUUUGGUUCUUUAAUUCUGGGAUUAUGGUCAUUGAACCUUCAAAUUGCACCUUCAAAAUUUUAAUGAACCAUCGUAACGACAUUAUCUCCUACAAUGGUGGCGAUCAAGGGUUCCUUAACGAGGUCUUUGUCUGGUGGCACAGGUUACCAAAAAGAGUCAACUUUCUGAAGAACUUUUGGGCUAAUACUACGCUUGAGGCAAGUGUCAAGAACGAGCUAUUUGGAGCAGACCCACCAAAAGUUUAUUCAAUUCAUUAUCUGGGGUUCAAACCUUGGAAUUGUUUCAGAGAUUAUGAUUGUAACUGGAAUAUUGGAUAUCAAAGAGUUUAUGCAAGUGAUGUUGCACAUAAAAGAUGGUGGAAAUUUCAUGACGGGAUGGAUGAGAAUUUGCAAAAGCUUUGUGGGUUAACAAAACAGAGAAAGUUAGAGUUGGAUUGGGAGAGAAGGUUGGCUAGAAGGAGUGGGUUCAGUGAUGAGCAUUGGAAGAUAAACAUUACAGAUCCCAGACUUAAACAUUUGAUUUAGAGAAAUUGUAACAGAUGAUAAAUUUUUAUUUGUCUCCCAAAUUAUUUAAUUUUCCUUUUCCUUUUCUUAAU
Molecule: messenger RNA, 1883 nt
Organism: Hevea brasiliensis (rubber tree)
Lineage: Eukaryota; Viridiplantae; Streptophyta; Magnoliopsida; Malpighiales; Euphorbiaceae
Product: UDP-glucuronate:xylan alpha-glucuronosyltransferase 2-like
Exons: 3
Coding region: 22-1812 (596 amino acids)
Biological process (GO): xylan biosynthetic process
Molecular function (GO): glycosyltransferase activity
Source: RefSeq, a predicted model, not a curated record